Drosophila takahashii is the source of this 901-nucleotide messenger RNA. RefSeq lists its product as uncharacterized. The record is from RefSeq and is a predicted model, not a curated record. Gene Ontology annotation, cellular component: mitochondrion; cytoplasm; membrane. Gene Ontology annotation, biological process: cellular response to reactive oxygen species. Lineage: Eukaryota; Metazoa; Arthropoda; Insecta; Diptera; Drosophilidae.
CCCCAUAACAUAGAGAACCGCUCCUGGCCAGACUGCACUCCUCGCACCAACAGGUGCUCUGUUGUUGCUCCAUCCCGUUCGCUCGCUCGGCUGAGGGUCAAGAUCAGAUCGGCGCAAGAAAUUCUCUAAUAAUUCUGCAUCCCGAUUGCCAUGUUCGAAUUUAGAAAGUGCACUCAUCGCACGAGUAGUUUCAGUGCAGCGUUCGAGACAUCGAGACCCCAAAGACCCACGGAGCACAGGCCGAGAUUGCGAUGUGGCAGAACCUCAAGGUGCUGGUGGGCCGCUACCCGAUAAUGCGCGGCAUGAUAUCGUACAGCCUGAUCUGGCCCACGGGCAGCCUCAUCCAGCAGACGGUGGAGGGCAGGCGGUGGGGCACCUACGACUGGUGGCGCGUGCUCCGGUUCAGCAUGUACGGCGGCCUGUUCGUGGCGCCCACGCUCUACGGCUGGGUGAAGAUCUCCAGCGCCAUGUGGCCGCAGACGUCGCUGCGCACGGGCGUCAUCAAGGCGGCGGUGGAGACGGUGUCCUACACGCCGGGCGCCAUGACCUGCUUCUACUUCAUCAUGAGCCUGCUGGAGGGCAGGAUGGUGGAGGAGGCGGUGGCCGAGGUGGGCAAGAAGUUCCUGCCGACCUACAAGGUGAGUUUUGGAGUGAGAGUUCCAACAGUUUUGAGCUUAUUUACGGAACCACAGGUGGCUCUGUCCGUCUGGCCACUGGUGGCCACCAUCAACUUCACUUUGAUACCCGAGCGCAACCGAGUGCCCUUCAUCAGCGCCUGCAGCCUGUGCUGGACCUGCUUCCUGGCCUACAUGAAGCACCUGGAGCACCACGAGGUGGACACGGCUAUUUAGUGAACGUAUUACUUAAAAUUAUACUAGUUUAAAUAAAAGUUAACUUUAAA